GUGGGGGGGUUCCAAUUAAGUGGCAAGUCACCCGAUUGGUUGACUGCAGACCGAAAGAGGCGGAGCACAAACUUUACUCUCUUGCACCCGUCGACGAAGCCGGUGCAUGCGAGAGCCGCGCGUGCGUGUGCGAUGGCCCAGCACCGACGACGACGUCGUCGUCGUCGUCGAAUCUCUGGACGAAGGGAGGGUAUAUAGAGGUACAUUGCACGGCAAGGGCUGGGGGCAGCCCUUGUUAUCUCGCCUAGUUAUCGACCCCCCCCCCUCUCCCCAUCUCCCUCUUAAAAAAAAAAGCGAAAAAAAAAGUUUCUCUCCGGGACAGACCCGCCCUCAGGGGCCACCUCCCCCCGUGUGCGUGAGCGACACCAGAGCCCGCCACAGUAUGUAUGUGAUUCCUCCCCUGAGUGUACGAUUGCAGCCAAAGGUUGGUGGGUAGGAUAGGGUGGGGUAAAGAGGAGGAAGAGGGGCGAGAGACACAUGUACGAGGGAAGUAUAGUAUAGCAGUCGACCCUGGUAGAGUCCUCAGAGCCCUCUCUGCAUCCGUCUCGAACGCAGGUGUCAUAAGAGGACGGGACAGGCAAUCAUCGCCAAAGACUUGACGACUAGCGCGUGUUUACACACGAAUUCGAUUUCGAAUGUUAUCCGUUUGUUGCGACUAUUUACCCAGUGCUUUGUGAGCGAUGUGUUUUGCGGUGCCAGUGAUUUAUUUUCAUCUUCCUACACCGAGUGCGCUGUUUUAGUGUCAGGACAGCCAAACAAGAUUCUUUUGAUUUGUUUUGGAAAUUCUUACCGGUGUUUGCAGCGUGAUUGGAAAAAAACAAACAAACAAAGGAAGAAGACACUCUUUGAAAAGUUCGAAGUUGACGAGAGAGGACUUAUCGUUUUGAAAUUAUUCGUUCAAAGAGGCUUUUAAGUUUCUUUGCUGUGUGGCUCUUUUUUUUUUGUCCCCUUUUCUCUACGCGAAUUCGAUUCGUCUGAGAAACGAAAAAUAAAUAGAGGAAAGACAAAAGUGGGCACGUGUCUAUUGUGACACGACAGGUCGUCUUAUGCCGGAUAUCGACACAUUUAGCUUCUCGUAUAUGCCGGCGGACGUCAUGUCUGCAGUUAUGGAGUCGAACGCGGAAGAAAAUCCCAAAAUGUUGUUCCAAUGCGAGCGACGGGCUCUGCACGAACGGGCCGCCGACUGGUCAGUUCGGACUCAUCACAACCACAUGACCGGCCGCGGUCACGAUGUCAUGCAUAUGCCGCCCUAUUUCCCGCCGCCGUUCCCGCCUCAGCAGCAAGUCGGCGUCGAAUUCCACCCAUCAUCCGGCUCUGUCCAGCUGGGUAAUUCAUCCGGCAACAACGACCCUUAUUCACUCAACGUCCAUCAGAGCCACUAUUCUACCCACAGCCAAAUCCAACGCACGCACGAAGUCCUACGACGUGCAGAACACGAAGCCCUCGAUUGCGUUUUUGUGUCGCAGACGGGCAAUGUUCACUUUUCUUACGACCCGUCGGGAGGACGCGGAGGCAACAGUGGACGAAGCGAAGGAAACCAGUACAACGUUGUCCGACGGCCCGAUGUCCUCGUACAGCAUCACGUGCUGGAUUCAGGCGAGACGAUCGUCAUUCCAGGCAAUCUAGCCUCUACACCGCUUUCAUCUCAUCACAAUAUCGACGAUGGACAGACUCCCAGCGUCGAGAGCGAUUCCAAUUUCAUAUCCACCGACCAGAUGUCUAUCGUCAAAAAAGAAUUCGAUGUGUUGCUGUCUGGCCCAGUUUCACCAACGGACGUGUUCUGCUCGGUGCCCGGUCGCCUGUCUCUCUUGUCGUCCACCUCCAAGUACAAGGUGACGGUCGGUGAAGUCCAGCGACGCCUCUCGCCGCCCGAAUGCCUCAACGCCUCCCUCCUCGGUGGAGUCCUUCGCAGAGCCAAAUCGAAGAACGGAGGACGCGAGCUGCGCGAGAGUCUGGAGCGGAUAGGACUGAGCCUGCCGGCGGGGCGUCGGAAGGCGGCCAACAUCACGCUGCUCAGCUCCUUAGUCGAAGGCGAGGCAAUUCACCUGGCCCGCGAUUUCGGCUACGUCUGCGAGACAGAGUUCCCUUCACGACAAGUGGCCGAGUACCUGUGCCGCCAGCAUACGGACCCUAGUGACCAGUACCGACGAAAAGAACUCAUUCUCUCAACCAAGCAAAUCACCAAAGAGCUGAUGGACUUGCUCAACCAGGACCGAUCUCCGCUAUGCAACACGCGGCCGCAAAUCAUCCUGGAGCCCAACAUCCAGCGUCAUUUGACGCAUUUUUCGCUCAUCACUCAUGGAUUCGGUAGUCCCGCCAUCGUUGCAGCGCUCACCGCCAUUCAGAACUUCCUGAACGAGUCUCUGAAGUAUCUGGACAAAAUGUACCCGACGUCGGUGACGUCCAUGUCCGACGGCAAGUCCAAAGACAUGGACAAACAGAAAUAAACUGGGCCGGAAAGCAGCGGCGCCGGCGUUGGCAGUAGUAAUUAGCUAAUCAACAACGAGAAUUUUUGAAUCGUUCAUAAUAAGAAGAAAAAGGCCAAGAUGUGUGUUAGUUUUUUUUUUUUUUUCGUUGUUGUUGUUGUUGUUGGGUGUUCUUUUUUUUUUUGUGAACAUAAAAAAAAAAAAAGAAGAAUGAUUCUAAAUGGUGAUGAAGAGAUGAAGCAUGACAUCGCUGCUGUUCUGCAAAUAUGUAAACGCCGCAGCCAAGCCAGCCUAGCCAGCAAACAAAAAAACAAAAAAAGCAAAAAAAAAAAAAUGUUUAAUAAAAAUGAAACUUCCUCUCGGUGUGCUCAACCAGCCAAAAAGACAACAACAACAACAAAUGAAGAUUAUAAGAAUUAAAAAAAAAAAAAAAAGUGAAAAAAAAAAA
Daphnia magna is the source of this 2874-nucleotide messenger RNA. RefSeq names its product transcription factor AP-2-beta (gene TfAP-2). Gene Ontology annotation, cellular component: nucleus. The record is from RefSeq and is a predicted model, not a curated record. Gene Ontology annotation, molecular function: RNA polymerase II transcription regulatory region sequence-specific DNA binding; DNA-binding transcription factor activity, RNA polymerase II-specific. The transcript is spliced from 10 exons. Gene Ontology annotation, biological process: regulation of cell population proliferation; anatomical structure development; regulation of transcription by RNA polymerase II. The coding region runs from base 1047 to 2447 and encodes 466 amino acids. NCBI's taxonomy places the organism in Eukaryota, Metazoa, Arthropoda, Branchiopoda, Diplostraca, Daphniidae.